CAGUGCUGGCAACCUGUCACCGCCGAGGACGUGACUCCGAGCUGCCUCCGCUCUCUCCAAGCCCUAUUCCUUUAAGAUGAUGUAAUAGUCAUUUCCCUGGAUGGUUUCUUGCCUGCACUGCUCACACAACAGCAUCCGAACUGCUCCUGGCACCGUGGGACCUCCCAGCUCCGGAACCCGAACCCGGCAGGCAUCUCCCCUCCGUCCCUGCUUUUUUUCGCUAACUGGCAGGGAUAUGGGCGUCCCUUUGCCCUUGCCGGCAGAUGGGGUGGCUACUGCGACCCUAGCCAGGCGCAUUUGUCUGUUUGUCUGCUUCCAGGCUCUCUGAAUGCCUCUAAGUCCAGGUACCUCUUGCAACUCUCCAAGGUGUAAAGGAUCUGACAUAAAGAUUUGGAUUUUGGGUUUUCUUUUCUUUCUUCUUUUUUCCCCCUGCCGAAGCUUUGGUUGAAUAAUCCUUUCUCUGCUUCACUUCUUCGACUCAACCUCCUCACGACUCAACUUUUUUUUUCCCCUGCGAUCCCUUUUAACUAGAGAUUUGGGAGUGAAUACCUACGUACACACACACACACACACACACACACACACACACACACACACACACACGUACAUCUAGGAGCGCAUAAGUGCAGUGCUGAAUCGUUUGUUCUCCGAGAGCCCCUCUCUCUGACACUUUUCAUCGAUACCUCUGUCCUUUACCUAUUUGGAAUUUGACAAGAGAUCCAGAGCCACUGUGGCUCUGGUUUCAGAUUGCUCUGGAGAUUAUUUCUUCCACAAGAACUGAGUAUCCAGCACUCGCUAAGAUUUACAAACAGGAGCGAUGUGAGCAGCAGCUGGCUGGAGACAGUGGCAUACGGAUAAACUUAAAGACAGUGCAGUCUGAGGGAAGCACUAACUCAGACAGAUCUCCGAGUAACCGGGCACUUGGCCUUCUUGCCUAGCCAGCCUAAUGGAAGACGGAAUGUAGACAAGCUGAUUGUUAUAUCCUGUGAAGUGGUAGCUCACUACCAGACAGCUUUAAACUCCCUCCCUGCCCAGCAUCACUUCACCUGUGGACUCUCCUAAAAUUUGCUUUGUUGGGGGAAUAAAGAGUGAAAGCCUGGUAAAAAGGAGGUCAUUCUGAACAGGUUAGCACCUCUCCCCUCCCUUACAACUGGAUGCAAAGCCUGAGGCUGUAACUCCCUUGGAUUGCACCUUUAAGUCCAGGAAUCUGCAGAAAAAAGAGACAAUGGCUCUGAGUGGGAACUGUAGUCGUUAUUAUCCUCGGGAUCAAGGGGCUGUGGUUCCCAACUCCUUCCCUGAAGUCAUAGAGCUGAACGUUGGGGGCCAGGUGUACUUCACCCGUCAUUCCACGUUAAUAAGCAUCCCCCAUUCCCUCUUAUGGAAAAUGUUUUCCCCAAAGAGAGACAGCGCUAACGAUUUAGCCAAGGACUCCAAGGGGAGGUUUUUCAUCGACAGAGAUGGCUUCCUAUUCCGUUAUAUUCUGGACUUUCUCAGGGACAGGCAGGUAGUCCUGCCUGAUCACUUUCCAGAACGGGGAAGGCUGAAAAGAGAGGCCGAGUAUUUCCAGCUCCCUGACCUCGUCAAACUCUUGGCCCCUGAGGAAGUCAAGCAAAGCCCCGAUGAAUUCUGCCACAGUGACUUUGAGGAUGGCUCCCAAGGAAGUGACACAAGAAUUUGCCCCCCCUCUUCACUGCUCCCUCAUGACCGCAAGUGGGGUUUUAUUACUGUGGGUUACAGGGGAUCCUGUACCUUGGGCAGAGAGGGGCAAGCAGAUGCCAAGUUUCGGAGAGUUCCCCGGAUUUUGGUUUGCGGAAGGAUUUCCUUGGCAAAGGAAGUCUUUGGAGAAACUCUGAAUGAAAGCAGAGACCCAGACCGAGCCCCAGAAAGAUACACCUCCAGAUUUUAUCUCAAGUUCAAACACCUGGAAAGAGCUUUCGACAUGUUGUCAGAGUGUGGAUUCCACAUGGUGGCCUGUAACUCCUCGGUGACAGCAUCUUUUGUCAACCAGUACACAGAGGACAAGAUCUGGUCAAGCUAUACCGAAUACGUCUUCUAUCGUGAGCCUUCCAGGUGGUCCUCCUCUCAUUGUGAUUGCUGCUGCAAGAAUGGCAAGGGAGACAAAGGCGAGAGUGGCACCUCUUGCAAUGACCUCUCCACUUCCAGCUGCGACAGCCAGUCAGAGGCCAGCUCUCCCCAGGAGACGGUGAUCUGUGGUCCUGUAACGCGCCAGAGCAAUAUCCAGACUCUGGACAGGCCCAUUAAGAAGGGCCCGGUGCAGUUGAUUCAACAGUCCGAGAUGAGGCGGAAAAGUGACCUGCUUAGGACUCUGACUUCGGGCUCCAGGGAGUCGAACAUAAGCAGCAAAAAGAAAGCUGCGAAGGAAAAGCUCUCCAUUGAAGAAGAGCUGGAGAAGUGCAUCCAGGAUUUCCUGAAGAUAAAAAUUCCAGAUCGCUUCCCGGAGAGGAAACAUCCCUGGCAGUCUGAACUUUUACGGAAGUAUCAUCUAUAGGGGAGGGCUGGGGGUAGUCACCACUUUGAAAUAAACCUCCCCAAAGGAACACAUAUGUUAAAGGAAAAGUAACAACUAAUGAUCCACAUUUGUUAGAACACAAUAGUCCAUUGAUGUGCUACUGCCUACUUUAACUAGCUCACCUUAAUGUGUAAAUCCACAGGGUAGAUUUCUUUGCAGAUGUGGUACCAGAAGCAAGCUCUUGUGUUGUCCUUUGUCUUUUAUUAACUUGAACCCAGCUACAUGUGAGUAGCUCACAAGCUUUGGGGGUCAUCUAUCCCAAACUGUUUCCCCCUCCCUCUCUUUUUCUGCCUCCUUCCUUUGGCCAAGGAUAGGGGAAGAGAUAGGACCCAUUGCACAUGUCAAGCUUUUUAAUUGUUCUUUCCUUUUAUUUAUGGGGUUUGGGAAGAAUGGCAAAUUUGUAUGAUUUUUCACUUAUAUCUCUAUGUGCCAGUUUCUAUUGACUCUGUAUGCAUGAGUACUUGUGCAACACAAGCACAAUAUAUGUCUGUAUAUAUGCACAACGGAUGCACAUGACACAGGACCUGGACUACAAAGGGCUGACACCCUGCUGCCAGCUGCCCCCACAAGAGCACUUCAGACAAAGAAACCUCUGCCUCUUUAUGUAAACCCUCCUGGGCAGAUUUCCCAGCCUCUCUUGGCAACACUUCCUAAUGCUGAGUAGGCUCCCAUCAUCAACAAAUUCUCUUUCUUAUUUUGAAAUAAAUAACCUCAGGCUCCUUGGCAUUGUUGUACUCUCUCCCUACAUGAGGAGACAGUGAGAUGAGCUAGUGGGACAUUGUUCAUGUUUAUCAAACAAGCACAUAUCCCCAUUCAUAAACAUAGCUUUGACACUCCCUGCACUCAGCCUUCGCCAUUCUUACUUGUCAAUCACCAUUCUCUGCCGGACUCAGAGUGCUAACUUGCCCACAUUUUAUUGAUGAGGCCUUUUGUAUAAUUCAGGCAGGUUUGUUGCAUCCCCAUGAGUUGUAAAGCUAUGGACAACACCCAACAUCCAGUAAUCGAUGCAUCCAGCCUUCCGUUUGCUUGCUUUAGAGGAUUUGUACCCCGACAUGCUUCUUAAUUUCUCAUAGGAAUUUUAAACUAUAUCUGUACGUUGUUGCUUGCUUGUGGCCAGGCUUGGUUGCCUUUGGAUUCCUGGGGUUUGGCUAUGGCCGUACCAUGGUUUAGUUGUAUAAUUUCUAUGUCUGUAAUGACCCAAAUGGGUGGCUGGAACACAAAAGUUAUGAAUUUGACUUUUUAAGAUUUUUAAAAAAAAAUAUAUUCCUGGCCUGUAUAGAUACAGUCAAAAAGAAAUUGUUAACAAUGUC
Mesocricetus auratus (golden hamster) is the source of this 3840-nucleotide messenger RNA. It is a transcript of the gene Kctd16, whose product is annotated as potassium channel tetramerization domain containing 16. Gene Ontology annotation, cellular component: presynaptic membrane; postsynaptic membrane. The transcript is spliced from 4 exons. Gene Ontology annotation, biological process: regulation of G protein-coupled receptor signaling pathway; protein homooligomerization. Lineage: Eukaryota; Metazoa; Chordata; Mammalia; Rodentia; Cricetidae. The record is from RefSeq and is a predicted model, not a curated record. Gene Ontology annotation, molecular function: protein binding. The coding region runs from base 1226 to 2509 and encodes 427 amino acids.